AUGGCGCCCGUCGCUCGCCGUGUGCCUCCUGCUGCAGCCGCUGUGCUCGUCCUAGCGCUGGCCGCUGCCGGCGUCGCCGGGCACGCCACCGAGAAGACGAAGCGGCAGAUCUUCCGGGAGCAGGUGCUGCCCCACACCGGCGGCAAGAUUCCGUCGGGGGCGUUCCGGGCUGACCGGCUGGUGCUCAACAGGCUCAACAAGGAGGGCAUCGCCGUGCCAGACGGCAUCUUGCUGGACGCCCGCAAGCGCCAUAAGGACCCCUCCCAGCGCGGAGGCUCCGACCUGGAGGCCGCCGUCGUGAAGGUGACGCUGACGGACGACGGACGAUACACGGCGCCGGAGGGCCGGCUGCACGCCACGCACCCGGAGACCGUAGACUCGACGUACAUCAUCCGGCCGCCGUUCAAGGGCUUCGGCCGCCAGCACGGGCUGUGCAGCCGCCGCCGCCGCCGCCUCAAACGCUCUACGGCCGACCGGUAA
Messenger RNA from Schistocerca piceifrons (Central American locust), 480 nucleotides. RefSeq lists its product as uncharacterized. Lineage: Eukaryota; Metazoa; Arthropoda; Insecta; Orthoptera; Acrididae. The transcript has 4 exons. Bases 1 to 480 code for a protein of 159 amino acids. The record is from RefSeq and is a predicted model, not a curated record.